AUGACCCGUUUCGAGGAAACUGCUACGAGAAUCUAUGCCACUUUCCGAGAGCAGAGGAAUCGAGCGGGCAUUAUUUUCAUCGCGCGGCUACGUCGGAGUAGCAAGGAUCUAUGGCUACUAAGUAACGCCGUGGGAAAAUGCGUCGCCGUUAAGAAGACACCAGUUAUUUUACUUUCUUACUUAGCAAAUGGAAAUAUCCGUGCUACUAUCGAGUUGGGGCAUAUUGUGUAUCCGCCAAACAAUGAUCCAAAUUCUUGGACAUGGCAUCGAAAUUCGAGCACUUAUUAUAUACAUAAUCCGAGUGAAGAUCGCCUAAACUAUUUGAGUCAAUCUAGACGCACUACCGCAAUUCCUCCAGUUCAAUUCGCCAACAAUGAAUGCGGUAUCACCAAUUAUUACACGGACAGUACAAAUCGUCUGUUUCCCAAUGGUCAGGAAACAUUUCCGGGCCAAUGGCCGUGGGUGGUUGGACUCUUUGUUAAAAAAGAACAAUAUAAAUUUCAAUGUACUGGUUCCGUUCUAACUACCAGACACGUUAUAACAGCGGGGCAUUGUUUGAAGAAAAACUUUAGUAGUAAUGACACCAUACAUCCCAGAUUGCUUGUGGCCUUGGGACGAUUUAAUUUUCGACACUUUCGUGAGGAGGGAUCUGUCAAUCGGGAAGUUGCAAAUUACACAAUCCAUCCAGAUUAUGCGCAUUAUCUCAGCGGCGAUUCUGAUCUAACAAUUUUGAUCCUGACGAUGCCCGUUGAGUUUAGUCCUUUCAAACCUAUAUGCCUGUGGUUUGGUUCGACUAAUCUUCACAUCAUCAAUAAAAGAGGAUAUGUUGUGGGAUGGGGCAAAGAUUUAACGAACCGUUUUCCUGAUUAUCCACGUAUGGCGAGGGUGCCGAUAGUGAGUCAGGAGAUAUGUCUUCGGAGUAACCAGAUUUUCUUCAGCUUCACAUCAGAUCGCACUCUUUGUGCCGGUAAAGACGAGAGCGGUCCUGGCAGUGGUGAAAGCGGGAGCGGGUUAGUCAUUUUCGAUGAUACCACGGGCCGUUAUCGUUUACGUGGAAUCGUUUCCCGAAAUUUAUCUAAACUCAAAGAUUACGUCGUUUAUGUUGACAUAGCCAAAUAUAUAUCUUGGAUUCAACAACAGAUUUCUACCACGUAAUCUC
Monomorium pharaonis (pharaoh ant) is the source of this 1159-nucleotide messenger RNA. RefSeq names its product serine protease gd-like. Lineage: Eukaryota; Metazoa; Arthropoda; Insecta; Hymenoptera; Formicidae. The record is from RefSeq and is a predicted model, not a curated record. Gene Ontology annotation, molecular function: serine-type endopeptidase activity. Gene Ontology annotation, biological process: proteolysis.